Molecule: messenger RNA, 1758 nt
Organism: Saccostrea cuccullata (small rock oyster)
Lineage: Eukaryota; Metazoa; Mollusca; Bivalvia; Ostreida; Ostreidae
Exons: 2
Coding region: 143-1318 (391 amino acids)
Biological process (GO): protein polyubiquitination; proteasome-mediated ubiquitin-dependent protein catabolic process; negative regulation of translation
Molecular function (GO): translation repressor activity; ubiquitin protein ligase activity
Source: RefSeq, a predicted model, not a curated record
AUAGGAAAAAGAUAGAUCACGGAAGGAUAUGCGUAAAAAAAAUAGAUAUGCGCAGUUCGACCUCCAGAAAUAAUUAGCUGAAAAUAGAACAAAAUAACGAUCAUAUCUCCAGUAAAAGAUUUCGAUGGUGAAGAUUUGAAGAAUGGAGAAGCUUAGUAAUUUCUUCCACCAUCAUGUUAACCAUGAUUCUAAUUCUCACGAACACCAUGAAACCCAUAAACACCAUGGAAGUCUGAAGCUCCUCGAUUUCGAGAGUAAUCCCAUUGCACCGAAAGAUAUAGUAUCUUGUCAGGAUGGCCUGCUAGACGUGUGUGUUCUUCGGAAAGAUACGGUGGGCGUCUGCUCAUAUUUAAAGAAAGAGAUCAACGUUUAUGACACUACGGACAGUACCAAAGUUUUUACACUGUCGUCUGCUGAAUUUCCACAAUACCUCAGUGAGACGAAAGGUGGCAUCUUGUUUACAGCAUUAGAUGAAAAUAAAGUAUUCAAGGCUCCAUAUCCACCAUUUACAAACGUUGGGGACAAGAAAGAUGUUGAAAUGGUUCCAGAUCGUGAAGCAAAUAAGAAAUCUGGUGGUGCGACGAAGACUACCACAUCUGGAAAAGAUAGCAAAGGUUCAAAGAAGCAAAACAAAAGCAAAACAAAGGAAAAGCAACAGGAAAAGAUGGAGGUUGACGAGGAGAUAAAGACACCCAAAACUGGAGGAAAAGUGGAUGGGGAUAGGGCAGCAGACAACAAAUACAAUUUGAAAGCUGAAGCAAUUUUUAAUACAGGUGAGUGGAUUCCAAGGGGAAUACAUUGCACAAAAUUGGGAGAUAUAAUUGUCUGUCUUUGGAACGGACAACGAGGAGAAAAAUCACAUGGAAAGGUCGUAAAAUAUAGCAAUAAUGGAAAAGUAAAGAAAGAAAUUGAUGUUUGUCACCACAAACCUCUCUACGCAUGCCCAAUGUACGUUACUGAGAACCACCUCGAGGAUAUUUGCGUCACGGAUUGGAAGAAGAAAAGUGUCAUUGUUGUCAACCGAUCGGGAUCGAAAAAGUUUGAAUAUGAAGGACACAAGGAGCAAAAUGACGAAGAUAAGAAAUUUGACCCAAGAGGUUUGGGAACUGAUUCUUUCAACAGCAUUAUAAUUGCUGAUUAUUGGUAUCAUCGACUUCAUAUAUUGGACGAAAAUGGCCAUUUUCUUAAAUUUCUUACCUAUGACAACAUACGAGGGCCAACUGGAAUACAUGUAGACGAAAACAACCUGCUUUACGUCUGUGAAUUGGGUGGAAAGAGCAUCAAUGUGAUAAAAUAUUUAAAACAUGGAAUUGCCUAGAGUUAACUUUUACUCUAAUAUAUGCCUGCACAUAUAUAUUAUUAGGAAGCUAAUUUUAUUAAAGAGUAAGGAAAUAUUGAGUGCAUGUUAACUGCUGAGUGUUACUGAAGUGUAAGGAGAUAUUGAGUGUUCAGUGUUAGUUGACUCUAAUAGUUAAACCAAAGAUGACUAUAGUUUAAAUUAUUAAAUAAAAGAAGAUUAUCAAUAAUUAAAAAAAAAUUAAAAAAUUUAAAAUCAUAAAAAUAAUUAUCUUUAUUUGUUUUGGGUUUUUUUAGCUUGCAAACUGCUUAAAAAUUAUCGGUAUUUUAAAUUAAGAAAUUAUUGUUCGCCAUUUUUCAUUAUUUUUUUCUCUUAAAUGUUGCCGAUUAUCGGGAAUCUGAAAGGAGUUUAAAACAAUUUAUAAUAUAUUUAUUCGUUCGAUUUGCACUGUAAUUUACUAG